UUCAAUUUACGUACGUGCUUUGAUGUAUGUGUAUCGCAAACAAAUUAAUCGUGACACUUUAUAAAACAUUUUAACAUGUGAGUGAUGAGUUGUACCGAAAAUGAAAGUGGACCUUUUGUCGUAUUCUUCCUGCCAGCGGUCGUCGGCUGCUUGACUAUACUCCUGGCGAGGCGUUGGGCAUACGCGCAAGUGAACAACACUUCUUCUACAGCGAUCUCCAGGCGACGGAAAAUCAUCAAAGACCCUCUCGUGAAGCGGCCCUUGCCGCCGAUCACCUGUAAAAUGACGCCGCCAGGGCCUAAAAAGUCUUCUGGUGUCAGUAAAAAGGGUACAUCAUCACCUCAAGAGGAGGAUGUAACCAGCAAUGGAAAGCGAGUGGGACGUGUCCGCCUAUCGCCCGCUCCCGCUACUCUUGAAACCAAGCUAGUGGACGGUCCGUCCCCUCCCAAGCAUAUACCGUUCCCGUACAUACCACAUGACCCGGAGCUGCUGUUUGAGGCCAUGACGUUUGUGUUUACGGUCGUGGCUACGGGACUUCAGUUCCUCAAUCUGUACAGGACGGCCUGGUGGCUUCCACAUUCGUACACCAACCAAUCUAUGAACUUCUACCUGAUAGAUCCUCACCUCGUGGCGUUCAUAGUGACGUUGCUGUCUCGUCGUCUGCUGCUGAGUCUCGUGGUUCAGCUGCUCAAUGCUACGCUAGCACCACCGGCGUUACCCCAUGGAAUUGUAGCUGCUAGGAUGUUCAUCCUGGGAAUGGUGAUAGGUGCGCUCGCGUGGUGCGCCUACUUCAUCGCCCUCAAAUAUCCCAUCCUCAAAAUCUUUUACCUCUGUUAUCCUGCGGUGGUAUACUUCAUACUCUUCGGGUUUCAAUCGAGCCCCUUCCUAGAGCUUAGCAACUCGGACACCCCGCUCCACUGUUGCUCACACGACCCGGAACAAAUCAGAGCUGAGGUGGACACUCUUCGGCAGGACUUCAAUCUACGAGUGAAGAAGAUUAUAUUCAACGCUGUGGUCGGGGCGUACUAUUCUAGUUUAAUACCGUGCUGUUUUGCACAAUCGUACGUGUACUACGACGUGUAUCUGGCGUCACAACAAACAGCCUGCGUAUGCGGCGCGCUCGCGGCGCGGUUAGCCGCGCAGUUACUGCCCGGCGCGUAUGUCGAUACGCAUCACCGCGCCGCACGGCACCUGGGCCGGUGGACGCAGGACGACGCGAGCCCAGCCAACGAGUGGAGUCCGUUGAAACUAUACCAGCGAGGAGCAGUUGUGUCACUCGACGGCGCCACGUAUACUUGCGUCACGUCCGCAGCGGCCGCGCGGCCGAGCAGAACGGAGCACGCGCGGUUCUAUACCGUCUUCUCCAACCCCUCAACACUGCUCUGCCUACUCCUGUGCCUGCAGCUGUCCCUAAUAGUGCUCCAGCUAGGCCUCCUCUACAGCUCGGCGCCGUGGCACAACUUCCUGGCCACCAUACUGCUGCUCUUCAUCAACUAUUACACUCUGUUCAAGAUGGCCAGGGACUAUCUGGUGUCGUGGAAGGUUUAUAAGGCGGAGAAUAUGAUACAGGAUAAGAACUCUGCUGUCAAUUAAAUUCAAACGUGUUACUGACGCCAUUUAGAUAUCAGCCGGCAUAGACUAAGGUUUUAGUGUCACGCGGAGCGAUCCGCACUACCAAUUUAUAUGGAGUUGAUGUCGUCCGCGCGGAUCCGUCCGAUUUAAGCUAGGAACAAAUGGGACGCGUCCGCGGACGCGCGUCAUCUGCCGCGCGUCCACUGCCGCGAUCUAGAUAAUGAAUAUACACUGAAUUGUGCAAACUAUCGGACGUAAGCCGUGGACGUGGCCUUGAGCGCACGGACGUCCGGACGUCAACUGGCGCGCUGGAUGUUUUAAGACUGUACACUUGACAGUCGCGGUCGUCAGCCGCGUCCCUUAAUUUGUUCCUAGCUUUACUCUAAAACGCUCCCCGAACUUAAAACAUAUUAGUCAGGUGCGAAUCGCUCCGCGCGGUCGACCCGCGUGACUAAAACCGACCUAAGUGACAAUCGUUGACGCUACUUGGCGACCGAGACGUAACUAUCUCUGUCGCGCCAAUACGGAAGAUUGUGAGAGCUAGCUACGAUACGCCUAUGAAGCGUAAGCGAUUGUGACGUUGGCUAGGAACAGUCAGCAUCAAAAGUAACUACCAUUCCGUAACCGCUAAACGGAAAGAGAUGUGUGUCUCCACAUACAACGAAUAAGUUUUGAUAUUUCUAACCGCGAACUGUACAGAUUUAUCUCAGAAAAGUUAUUCAGGAUGUCAGAUACUUUUGGUGCGUUGUUUCAUCCGCGUAAUAUUGAUGUUGACUGUACCAUGACAGCCUGAGGUGGCCAAAAAUGUUUGCGCUUUGAAAAUAAUGGCGUUUACACAUUUGUGAGCACAUUGACUGCUCCCGUAUAUCUAAUGGCGACUGUAAGUAUCCUUACUGGCCUCAGUGGACGCUCAGAGCGGAGCGUUCGGCGGGGCGGCGAGCGUGCGUCCACUCAGGACACUUGUACGAGUUUCGAUUGUUUGACAUGCACGCCGCACGCCCCGCUCCGCUUGUCGCCCAAUAUGAGCGCUCAGGCCUUAGGCCGAUACUCUACUAUCAUAUGUUUAUCAUAGAAAUAUGAUCAUAGGUCUGUAUGCCUCCCUUUUUCUCCAACGUGAAGAAAAAGGACGGCACGUUGCCUGUGAUCAUAUUUCUAUGAUAAACAUAUGAUAGUCGACUAUCGACCUUACACUAAGUUCUCACGCGCGCGUCCAUACUUCACAAGACGUAUGCAUUCGCUUGAGAAAGCAAAGCGUGCGAGCUCUGAUGAAAGUCAUUCCGUAUGUCCUAUGUUAGGAGCAGCCACAUUGGUUGGUAAUAAAGUAAUGUUUAUUUUUCUUGUAGUGAGUUUUAUUUAAGUUAAGAUUGACUCACGAUUUAGAAUCUUCAGUUAGGUUAACUUUAAGUAGCGUUAUUUACUGUUGAAAAUUGUCUCGCAUUAAGUCUUAUUGAAUUCCUAUAGUUUUGUACUUAAUCUUCAAUUUCUUAGAUUUGGAACACAAUUUUUGUAUUGAAAAUAAUUUGUGGAACUUUAAGACUGACUUUGACUGGCACAUUCUUCCACUUACUUCACUUUGAAUCAAUAUAUUACCUAAAAUUAUUUCGCAGAUAAAAACUCUGUAAACCAAACAAUUUUUUGUCGAAACUUCAAAGUAUAAUGUGUACCAUUGAUAGUUAUUUAGUAGGUACAUUACAAUAGGCUAUUUUACUAACCAUUAAAAUCGAUAUGAAUCUUCGAAACUCUUUUCGGGUAACUAAAACGUUUUAAAAGAAAAUACAGUAAACUAGCCUAUUGUAGACUUCAUUUGAAACCUCAAGUUUCACUAAGUUAAGAAUCACUGGGCCAUUCUGGUAAGGUGUAUCACUGACAUAAGAUAUUAAAUAUUAACCACAAAUAUUAAUUAUCGUACAUACUCCGAAAGCUGAAAGACAAAAUUUUGUAACUAAGUAUAACAUUAAUUUACUCAAUGUGGGCACAUAUAACUAUAUUUUGUCGCUUCCUUUGUCUAAAACUGCCAGAGAUUUGUACAAGCUGGUCAAUCUGGGAAUUGGGCGUCGUUAAGUUUGUAAUUAGGAUUUAGUUUUGUAACAAUGGGGGUGACAUUAUCAAGUAUGAUAAAACCCAUUUUUUAUUAAAUAAAGAUUAAAAAAAAAUCGUGCAUACAAUUUGUAAAAUAUAGAUUGCCUGGGCACAUAGGACGAAAUGUGGCUCUUUUAAAUAGUAGGCCCUCUAUGGUUACCUUUGGAUGAAACUAGCCUAGGACCAUAUUAAGUGGCGUACACGAAGGGAGGCCUAAGGCCUAUGCUUGCGAUGCAAUGGUUACAAAUGAAAACAACUGGCAACAUAGGUAGUUAACUGACCUUUAUUUAUUUAUCACAAGUUUACGUUUAUAUUAUAAAUACGAUUGGAAACUAAUAUGUUAUGUCGGUGAUAACACGGUUACUAUCUCUGGUCAUUCACAUUGCUCAACAUCACAAACCAUCUAUUUAUACUAUUGUAUCCGCCAGUCUGUUUGUAUUUCAUUCUCGUGCUCUUGAUAUAGGUAACAAUGACUUUGCUUAGUGCAAAAAAAGUUCAUAUGACUCUGGUAAACAAUUAUAUGAUUACUUGCCAUA
Molecule: messenger RNA, 4187 nt
Organism: Leguminivora glycinivorella
Lineage: Eukaryota; Metazoa; Arthropoda; Insecta; Lepidoptera; Tortricidae
Product: transmembrane protein 39A
Exons: 8
Coding region: 85-1593 (502 amino acids)
Cellular component (GO): membrane
Source: RefSeq, a predicted model, not a curated record